Psylliodes chrysocephalus is the source of this 972-nucleotide messenger RNA. Lineage: Eukaryota; Metazoa; Arthropoda; Insecta; Coleoptera; Chrysomelidae. The record is from the annotation of a GenBank genome assembly.
AUGGUGGUUUUACAAGAAUCCGGUGGUUCGCCAGUCCAUGCACCGGCUGCCAUUUUAGAUCAUUUGGAUUAUAGACGCUUGAAAAUGGUACCCAAGAGAUAUUUGAGCAUCCAUCCAUAUCUCACGCCCUUCUGUGCCAAGGAUCUCAAAACACAAAUCUGCACUUUACAGUACACUUUACAGUACACUUUACAGUACACUUUACAGUACACUUUACAGUACACUUUACACUUUACAGUACACUUUACACUUUACAGUACACUUUACAGUACACUUUACAGUACACUUUACAGUACACUUCACUUUACAGUACACUUCACUUUACAGUACACUUUACAGUACACUUUACAGUACACUUUACAGUACACUUUACAGUACACUUUACACUUUACAGUACACUUUACAGUACACUUUACAGUACACUUUACAGUACACUUCACUUUACAGUACACUUUACAGUACACUUUACAGUACACUUUACAGUACACUUUACAGUACACUUUACAGUACACUUUACAGUACACUUUACAGUACGCUUUACAGUACACUUUACAGUACACUUUACAGUACACUUUACAGUACACUUUACAGUACACUUUACAGUACACUUUACAGUACACUUUACAGUACACUUUACAGUACACUUUACAGUACACUUUACAGUACACUUUACAGUACACUUUACAGUACACUUUACAGUACACUUUACAGUACACUUUACAGUACACUUUACAUUGUAUUACAGUGAACAGUUUCUCGAUUGAAGAAGAAUACUUAGCACUGAGAGUAGACCAUGAUUAUGUCUUAGAUUUCAUCACGGACGGUGUUUUUGAUUUAUCCAGUAAUAUAAUAUGGUCUUUCAACAGUUUUACUAACAAUGAGCGAUCAAUCUUUUUGUCGUCUUUCUUAUCGUUACUAUCACGGUCGUCCUCUGAUGAUGCCAUCGUAGUAAAAGUGAUAAUAAUGAUAUGA